Hyposmocoma kahamanoa is the source of this 1913-nucleotide messenger RNA. It is a transcript of the gene sand, whose product is annotated as potassium channel subfamily K member 18-like. Bases 75 to 1718 code for a protein of 547 amino acids. Gene Ontology annotation, cellular component: membrane. Lineage: Eukaryota; Metazoa; Arthropoda; Insecta; Lepidoptera; Cosmopterigidae. Gene Ontology annotation, biological process: stabilization of membrane potential; potassium ion transmembrane transport. The record is from RefSeq and is a predicted model, not a curated record. Gene Ontology annotation, molecular function: potassium ion leak channel activity. The transcript has 10 exons.
ACCAAUGAAAAGCUAGCACUUCCCUCAUGUCAGAGUGCGUAACGUCACGGCGGCGGCGGCCGGUCGGGUGAGCAAUGCCCCGGCGCAAGAAACGCUUCGCUUCCCGCGUGCGUAACGCUUUGAGAAGCUUGCUGGCAUUCCUCUUUAGCAACAUUGGGGUUAUCGUUCUUGUCGUCGGUUACGCUAUAGCAGGUGCUUUCAUGUUUCAAUCGAUAGAGGGAGAGGAUGAGAUGGAACGAGCGACGCAAAUGAUUAACGAGCGGAACGCGCUCGCGCAGUUUCUCUGGAGAAAUGUCACCGUGCAUUACAACCCGUUGAAUGAAACUGCUAUUAAGACCAGGAUUAGAGAAGAGUUAUUCAUAUAUCAAAAGAAGAUAGUGUUAGCAGCACGGCAUGGGUGGGACGGAGACCGCGCUAGCCGCCACUGGAGCUUCUCAUCAGCUUUCUUGUACUCACUCACCAUAAUCACCACCAUUGGUUACGGGCACCUGUCUCCGCGUACGGCCUUAGGCAAGAUACUGACUAUCUUCUACGCCUUGCUUGGACUGCCUUUGUUUCUACUGUACCUUGCUAAUAUUGGCGAAUUGUUAGCUCGGUGGUUCAAAUGCAUCUACGCGUUAGUUUGCCUGUGCAGAGGAUGCCCUGGGUUUAGGAUGAGAAGAGUGGCGAGAUUAAGGACACAGCUAGAAGUCAGCGAUGUCGAAAGCAUUGAACGUCCAGAAGGUUGGAGAAACGAUCCUGCCUUCAACAUUCUACAAAACAAUAACCAGGCAGACUUGAGAUAUCAGUCUAAUAGAAUCAAUGCAGAUGGCUAUAUUGAUAGAGGCCAAGAUAGUUUAGAUGAAGAAGAACACUUGUAUAGGUUCCCGCCUUAUAGAGAAGGUUGCCCACAGUAUAGAGAUUUUGUAGAUAGAUAUGGUCAGAAAGCUAAUAGGAACUAUCAGUAUAGUGACCUUUUGGAUAGGUAUCCAAACAGAUAUACUUCUGGCGCAUACCCACCGUUCAGAGAAGAAAGGUAUAGACAUUCAGUUAAUACGUUUAAAGACAAUUAUGAAUAUAGAAUGAAUGAUUUACGACUACAGAAUAUAUAUCCGUCCGAACGACAUCAGAAAAACAGAGAACUCUUUGACAGAUAUGACGCAGGUACAAAUCCAUAUGACAGAUAUCCACAAUCUAGAGAACCCAGAAUACCAAGCGCUGCAAGAUAUACACCAUAUCCUAAGAAUUUUCAGAGGCGCCCAGACUAUACAAGGAGCACAUCAAUGCCGAUGCCACGGUAUUACGAGCCUCCCCGCCCCGCGCCCCGGGGCUGGUCCGAGCCCGUGGCCGCCCGUAGCGAGACAUCCAGCGAGUUCAGCUACGUCACCUUUGAUGCUCAGGCCAUCACUGUGCCGAUUAGCGUUUGCGUUGCUAUUAUGUUUGGGUACCUGAUGUUCGGGUCGAUGUUGUUUCGUCAAUGGGAGGACUGGAGCCUACUCGAUGGCUCAUAUUUCUGCUUUAUUUCUCUGAGCUGUAUUGGUUUUGGAGAUUUCGUGCCCGGUGAGCGAGUGUAUACCGAACGCAUACAAGCCCCUUUCAUCGUGUGCUCUAUGUAUCUAAUGCUGGGAAUGGCACUCGUCGCCAUGUGCUUUAACCUCAUGCAGGAGCAAGUGAUCCACUUCUUUGCGGGUAUGAAACGCGCUCUCAAACGUAUCUGCCGAUGUCGCUGCAAAAGAUGACAUUGUUUAUACGCUUAUAGAAUCAGUCUGUAUGUAGCACUUGUGACACCAUCUGUAUAUUUAUGAACAAAUAGAUUAUCUUUCAUGUAUACGAAUAAUAGGGGAGUGUUCCAUAGGCUUAAUAAAGACUUUUAAAUUAUUUAGUUCUUAUUUCAGUGAGUUUAUUACCCAAGUUUCAAGUGUCUAAAUUGAAUU